Messenger RNA from Didymella exigua CBS 183.55, 249 nucleotides. RefSeq lists its product as uncharacterized. The transcript has a single exon. Lineage: Eukaryota; Fungi; Ascomycota; Dothideomycetes; Pleosporales; Didymellaceae. The record is from RefSeq and is a predicted model, not a curated record. The annotation marks the transcript as partial.
AUGACGCUGGAAACAGCAGCCAGGCUGGGCACGCGGCUGACCACGCAGGAGUAUCGCCAUACGGCAGUGGGUAUCGGCCGCGAGGUGGUGGGGGAACGCUUUGCCGCUGGGUACAAUAAGCAGCUGGGCAGCAGCAGCGGGGGCGGUGCGUACGACAACCCGGACAUGAUGGACCACAGCAGAGAUGAGGAUGGAGAGGAUCCGCUGGAGCUGCAGAAUGGCCGCUCUACUGCUGUUGGCAACGUGGCG